ACCGGCUCACCCGGGCGGACCAGCAAACCUGCGGCGAGUGGUGACGCGCGCAUCCCCCGCCUCUCUCCCUGGGGUGGCGCUUGUUGGUGACGUUGUGAGUGUGAUGGCCGCCGCGAGGCCGGGAAGGUGAAGUCAGGACUGGUGGAGUCAGCACAAUCAGUAGUCAACCUCAACCUGAGACAGGACAGAGAACUCAAAAUCUUUUCAGCCUUUUGACUCCAGCCAUGUCUGUGAUGUCCACCCUGUGAAGAUCUCUCAUCAUCCAAAAAACGCGAUGUCCCUGCUCUUCUCUCGAUGCAACUCCAUUGUCACAGUCAAGAAGGAUAAGAGACACAUGGCUGAGGUGAAUGCUUCCCCACUUAAACAUUUUGUCACUGCCAAGAAGAAGAUCAAUGGCAUUUUUGAGCAGCUGGGCGCUUACAUCCAGGAGAGCGCCACCUUCCUUGAAGACACCUACAGGAAUGCAGAACUGGACCCCGUUACGACAGAAGAACAGGUUCUGGACGUCAAAGGUUACCUGUCCAAAGUGAGGGGCAUCAGCGAGGUGCUGGCCCGGCGGCACAUGAAGGUGGCUUUUUUUGGCCGGACGAGCAAUGGGAAGAGCACCGUGAUCAAUGCCAUGCUCUGGGACAAAGUUUUGCCCUCUGGGAUCGGCCACACCACCAAUUGCUUCCUGCGCGUGGAGGGCACAGAUGGCCAUGAGGCCUUCCUCCUCACCGAGGGCUCAGAGGAGAAGAGGAGCGUCAAGACCGUGAACCAGCUGGCCCAUGCCCUCCACCAGGACGAGCAGCUGCAUGCUGGCAGCCUAGUGAGUGUGAUGUGGCCCAACUCCAAGUGCCCACUUCUGAAGGAUGACCUCGUGCUGAUGGACAGCCCUGGUAUUGAUGUCACCACGGAGCUGGACAGCUGGAUUGACAAGUUUUGCCUGGACGCUGACGUGUUUGUGCUGGUGGCCAACUCGGAGUCCACCCUGAUGCAGACGGAAAAGCAAUUCUUCCACAAAGUGAGCGAGCGUCUCUCCCGCCCAAACAUCUUCAUCCUGAACAACCGCUGGGACGCGUCUGCCUCGGAGCCCGAGUACAUGGAGGAGGUACGGCGGCAGCACAUGGAGCGUUGUACCAGCUUCCUGGUGGACGAGCUGGGCGUGGUGGAUCGAGCCCAGGCCGGGGACCGCAUCUUCUUUGUGUCUGCCAAGGAGGUGCUCAACGCCAGGAUCCAGAAAGCCCAGGGCAUGCCUGAAGGAGGGGGCGCUCUUGCAGAAGGCUUUCAAGUGAGGAUGUUUGAGUUUCAGAAUUUCGAGAGGAGAUUUGAGGAGUGCAUCUCCCAGUCUGCAGUGAAGACCAAAUUUGAGCAGCACACGGUCCGGGCCAAGCAGAUUGCAGAGGCAGUUCGCUUCAUCAUGGACUCUCUGCACAUCGCAGCUCAGGAGCAGCGGGUUUACUGCCUGGAAAUGCGAGAAGAGCGGCAAGACCGGCUGAGAUUUAUUGACAAACAGCUGGAGCUUUUGGCUCAAGAUUAUAAGCUUCGAAUUAAGCAGAUUACAGAAGAAGUGGAAAGGCAGGUGUCAACUGCGAUGGCUGAGGAGAUCAGGCGCCUCUCUGUGCUGGUGGACGAGUACCAGAUGGAUUUCCACCCUUCCCCGGUCGUCCUCAAGGUUUAUAAGAAUGAACUGCAUCGCCACAUAGAGGAAGGACUGGGCCGAAACAUGUCCGACCGCUGCUCCACGGCUAUCACCAGCUCCCUGCAGACCAUGCAGCAGGACAUGAUAGACGGCUUGAAGCCCCUCCUUCCUGUGUCCGUGCGGAGUCAGAUAGACAUGCUGGUCCCUCGCCAGUGCUUCUCCCUCAGCUACGACCUGAACUGUGACAAGCUGUGUGCCGACUUUCAGGAGGACAUCGAGUUCCAUUUUUCACUCGGAUGGACUAUGCUGGUGAAUAGGUUCCUGGGCCCCAAGAACAGCCGUCGGGCCUUGAUGGGCUACAACGACCAGGUUCAGCGUCCUGUCCCUCUGACACCAGCCAACCCCAGCAUGCCCCCCCUGCCACAGGGCUCACUCACCCAGGAGGAGCUCAUGGUUUCCAUGGUUACUGGCCUGGCCUCCCUGACAUCCAGGACCUCCAUGGGCAUUCUCGUUGUUGGAGGAGUGGUGUGGAAGGCGGUGGGCUGGCGGCUCAUCGCCCUGUCCUUUGGGCUGUACGGCCUCCUCUACGUCUACGAGCGUCUGACCUGGACCACCAAGGCCAAGGAGAGGGCCUUCAAGCGCCAGUUUGUCGAGUAUGCCAGCGAGAAGCUGCAGCUCAUCAUCAGCUACACUGGCUCCAACUGCAGCCACCAAGUCCAGCAGGAACUGUCUGGGACCUUUGCUCAUCUCUGUCAGCAAGUUGACGUCACCCGAGAGAACCUGGAGCAGGAAAUUGCUGCCAUGAACAAGAAAAUCGAGGUUCUUGAUUCGCUUCAGAGCAAAGCCAAGCUGCUCAGGAAUAAAGCUGGGUGGUUGGACAGCGAGCUCAACAUGUUCACGCACCAGUACCUGCAGCCCAGCAGAUAGUGGGCGGCCUGGCGGAGCCCGUGCGGAGGAGGGCGGUGCUGCCAGCCCCCGGCGCGUGUGGGCUCCCCCAGGGGCGCGUGCGGCUCUGCCCCGGCCACUGCCGAGAGAACAAAGCACCCACUGUCUCAUGCCGUUUUGAGCCCUUCAGUGCUAGUUAUUUCCCCCUCCUUUGCCUGCCUUUGCAGGAAGAUCUGGCUCAUACCCUAAAGGAGACUGUCACGACGACUGCACAGCACGGUACCAAGGAGUUGCAGCGAGGCCGUGCUCUGCCCUGUCAGGUUCAGUCGGCUGAAAAUCAGGGCUAAGGAUCCCAGCACUGCAGAGUGUCCCACUGACGCCCCCAGGGCGUCAGGCACACCCCACGUUCCUCUGCCCUCGAAACCCCACACCCCCGCAGAGAGAGGCUGCCUGAGGGUGACUGGACUUUCUUCCCAGAAGUAUCAGAAAAAGCUCCAAGAAUGCCAGGUCUGUCCCAGAAGGACUGUGGCUUGUGUCCAUGUGGUCCUUCAGCGUCAGUGCUCCUCAGCACACUGAGCUGCUCAGACAUGUCUGUGUGCCCUGGGCUUACACUGAGGCAGGCCCAGUGCCGGGAGGGCUGGGAAAGCCGCCCAGAGGCAGCUGGAGGAGCCACGGCAGCUCAGAGGAGGGGGUGUGUCGGAUGGGCGGUGCUGUUGGAGUAGGUGGCGUCACCACGACGAGGAGGGACUUGGCCUCUCUUUUUGUCAUUGUGUCCCUUGCUCUAGUUUAAGUCCUUGCCUGUGGGGGCCUGUUUUAUCGUUAGCGGAAGUUGGUUUGGUGCAGGUGGUUCAAGGAUGUCGUAGAAGGACGGAGGGUGGAAGGUGGGGAGGCUGGGGGCAGUGGUCCCCACCCAGGAUGGCUGGAGAGCGGGCCCUGCACUUGACCUCACUGAGUGAGGGGCUCCUUGGGCCUGAAAGCCCCGCCCCGCUAGCUUGGUUACAUCCCUCUUAUGCCCCUCAGGAGACAUGGCUCCAUCCCCAACCCUGGCCGUGCCCCAAGCUGCCCUUGGCCACCAGUCCCCUGGGCUGAGUUUCCUAUGCCAGUGAUUGCAGUCACCAAGGGACAGACUGUGGGAAACCAGUACCCGUCCUCUCAGCCUCCCUGAUCGCCGGAGCCUUGAUUGGCACACUUGUCCGUGGGUUAACUUUGAGAAAUGUUUCCUGUUGUUGAGUUUUGGGAUUAUUACUGGUCAAAGUGGGAGCAGGCUCCUGUCACCAAGGUGUUCACUGUGGGGAAAACGGUGUUGGGGUGACAAGCCUUUGCAGCACAGGUCGGAGAGCUUCCUGAAAUAAGUAAUGCUUCUCCCAGAAAGCGGCUCACAGGGCAGGGGCCCUGCAGAGAGGUGGAGUCCGGUCCUGCUGGGUUUGAGUCCAGUCACCACCUGGCUUUGGGGAAAUGACUCAGUGGCCCCCGUGCACUGGUAGGUGGCCACACAGGUGACGUCCUCUCCACAUACCCGCUUGUGCUUCAAACCCUCAGUCUACCCUGUUGUGUGGGACAGUGAUGGGCUCUGCCAAGGCCGAUGUGCAGUCAGCAGGAUGUUGUGUGUGUUCGCCAGUCCUGGACGUAUGGGCCCCUCACACCUGUCAGAGAAGAUUAAUGUCACACAAUUCCAAAGGAUUUUGUGCUCUUUUUGAAAAAAAAAAAAUUUAGAAUAAACAGUAAUUUUUUUCAAUGUUUCCCCUGGGGAAUGAAUGAAAUUUUGAGCUUCUUACACAAUAAGUAAAAUUAAAUUUAUACCACAGAGGGAGAGACCCUUUCUGAAAGAAAUGUGGCAAAAAGCACUUUAAUUUAAUGCUGCUAACUUUGUUCUCUGUUUUUAUGUUCAUUUGCUGGACUGCAAGAUGUGCUUGACACAGUGAGUUCUCUGACGCAUUUAAGGUGAUGUAUUUGCCUGAAUUACUCCUGUAUCAUUGCUGGUAAUAUUGGAAACUAAAAUAAAACCUAGUUGGAAACCCUU
Molecule: messenger RNA, 4526 nt
Organism: Propithecus coquereli (Coquerel's sifaka)
Lineage: Eukaryota; Metazoa; Chordata; Mammalia; Primates; Indriidae
Gene: MFN2
Product: mitofusin 2
Exons: 19
Coding region: 275-2548 (757 amino acids)
Biological process (GO): mitochondrial fusion; mitochondrion localization
Cellular component (GO): mitochondrial outer membrane
Molecular function (GO): GTP binding; GTPase activity
Source: RefSeq, a predicted model, not a curated record